Oncorhynchus kisutch (coho salmon) is the source of this 2422-nucleotide messenger RNA. RefSeq names its product leucine-rich repeat, immunoglobulin-like and transmembrane domains 2 (gene lrit2). NCBI's taxonomy places the organism in Eukaryota, Metazoa, Chordata, Actinopteri, Salmoniformes, Salmonidae. The transcript has 3 exons. Gene Ontology annotation, molecular function: protein binding. The record is from RefSeq and is a predicted model, not a curated record. The coding region runs from base 58 to 1806 and encodes 582 amino acids.
CCGUCCCGGUGGAGAUUCCCUGCUCAAAUGCUUCACAUGCGUUUCUGUUAAAGGAAUAUGGCCGCCAGCUUGUAUUCAGUUUUAACUAUAGCGUUGCUAUUCUGUCGAGUUACUCCUGGAUCAACAUCUUGUUUACCCGGCUGCUCUUGCACAAAUGACAACUCGGGAAGAUCCCUACUUUGCAUGGAAACAGCCAUGGGACGAAUCCCAGACAAUGUUCCAAAUGAUUUCAGUAAAAUUCGAAUAGAGAAUUCUCAUCUGACCGAAUUACCCCGCGGCUCCUUCUCUAAAGUUAGUGCCUUGGUGUCUCUAUGGUUGAAUUUCAACGACAUCACUCUAAUGAACAUCAAGAGUCUGGAGGGGCUGACGAAUCUAACGGAACUACGGCUACAGGGGAACAAGCUGCGUUCAGUCCCAUGGACAGCGUUCCAGGAUACGCCGAACCUGAAGAUUUUGGACCUGAAACAUAACCGACUAGACGUGCUCCCGGAAUCUGCCCUGAGACAACUUCCAGGCCUGACCUAUUUAGACUUAUCCUUCAAUCAGCUUACUGUCAUAUCCAGGGAUGUCUUCCUCAACUGGCCUCUCCUCAACACUCAAGAGAGAAAAGGAGGUACAGAGCCCAGCAGUGGAGAGACCAACGUUGUUUUAGCGCUGCACGACAACCCUUGGCUGUGUGACUGCCGCCUCAAAGGUUUCGUAGAGUUUAUCAAAAGUGUUAGUCCGCCUCUAAUUCUGAUGAACUCGUACCUGAUGUGCACGGGCCCCAGUUCCAGGGCGGGAAAGUUCUUCCACGAAGUCGGUUUGAAAACAUGUAUGAAGCCCGAGGCCUCAGCCUCAGAAAGCAACAUGACGGUGUCACUGGGGGACAAGGUAACCCUCCGGUGCUUAGUCAAAGCCAGGCCUGACCCCGCCAUCCACUGGUCAUACAGCCUGAAGAUUAUACGGGGAUUUACUGUCUCAGAGACCCGUGUGGACGAUGAGACCAUCAGAUCUCAGCUGGUCAUCCCAUCCCUUCACCUGGCGGACCGAGGCGCUUACACCUGCUUCGCCAACAACUUCAUAGGCAACUCCUCCGUCAGUGUCCUGGUUAACAUCAAGUCUUUCAACGCCUCCUCCUCCUCCGUCAGUGCCGCCAUGUCUCUACCCCCGUUCCCCCUGGCCUCAGCCGACGAGAACGUCUACAUUGACAUCCGCAUCUCCAAGCAGACGGUCUACGGCAUCACUCUGGAGUGGUACGCGGCGACGGACAACCCUGCAGAGACCUGGUUCACCAUCCACUUGGGGAAAUACCACUCUGAGAAAAAGGAGUUGACAUACAUCGGGCCGGGCAUCAACACCUAUUCGGUCAACGACCUCCUACCGGUUACUAAAUAUGAGGUGUGUGUAACGCUGAAGAACCAGAUGCCCCGCGCCGGCCAGUGCAUCGUGUUUGUAACAGGAAGUGACAUCAGUCAGCUGGAACAACGGGAGAAGCUCAUCCAUAUUAUCGUGAUCGUGUGCGCCAUGGUGCUGGCGGUGCCCGUGGGGAUGUACGCCUGCACCACCGACACCAGAUGUACGUUCAGCUACCUGGACCGCUGUACGGAGCAGUGUAAGAGGAGGAGGAGGCAAGAGAAGACCCUGAGGACCAAUGGGGAGAGACAGGGGACCUUCGACAGCCUCCAGGCCGCCAGCGAUGAAGGACUCUGUGGAGACUCUGAAGAGGUGAUGAAGAAGAGGAGUAAGUCCUCAGACGAAAAAAACAACCACAGGGGAAAAGCACAAGAUCUACCAGAGACAACCACUGGAGCAAAGCUAUAUUAGCUGUAGGUUUAACGUUUAAAAAUAUCCACUAGAGACAACCACUAGAGACAACCACUGGAGACAACCACUGGAGCAAAGCUAUAUUAGCUGUAGGUUUAAAGUUUAAAAAUAUCUACUAAAGACAACCACUGGAGCAAAGCUAUAUUAGCUGUAGGUUUAACGUUUAAAAAUAUCCACUAGAGACAACCACUGGAGCAAAGCUAUAUUAGCUGUAGGUUUAAAGUUUAAAAAUAUCCACUAGAGACAACCACUGGAGCAAAGCUAUAUUAGCUGUAGGUUUAAAGUUUAAAAAUAUCCACUAGAGACAACCACUGGAGCAAAGCUAUAUUAGCUGUAGGUUUAAAGUUAAAAAAUAUCUACUAGAGACAACCACUGGAGCAAAGCUAUAUUAGCUGUAGGUUUAACGUUUAAAAAUAUCUACUAAAGACAACCACUGGAGCAAAGCUAUAUUAGCUGUAGGUUUAAAGUUUAAAAAUAUCUACUAAAGACAACCACUGGAGCAAAGCUAUAUUAGCUGUUUUUUUAUUUCACCUUUAUUUAACCAGGUAGGCUAGUUGAGAACACCUUUAUUUAACCAGGUAGGCUAGUUGAGAACACCUUUAUUUAACCAGGUAGG